Molecule: messenger RNA, 320 nt
Organism: Caenorhabditis elegans
Lineage: Eukaryota; Metazoa; Nematoda; Chromadorea; Rhabditida; Rhabditidae
Gene: Y48G1C.13
Product: Chitin-binding type-2 domain-containing protein
Exons: 3
Coding region: 1-285 (94 amino acids)
Cellular component (GO): extracellular region
Molecular function (GO): chitin binding
Source: RefSeq, marked reviewed
AUGCUUCUCCCUAUCAAAAUUUUCCUAGUUGCUGGCUUCCUUGUCGAUGGACAAUCGACUCCUACAAAAAGCUAUCCGGUACCGAACCCAUUAAACGGUACAUGUCAAUAUGAUGGUCUGGCCAUGGCGGAUCCAUACGAUCCAAUGAUAUUCUAUCAAUGUUGCAAAUAUAUGUGGUUUUUUCAAACUUGCAACGACGGCAUGGUUUUUGAUAAAAUUAAACUCGCCUGCGUUCCAUCUUCUGGUUCUUCUCAAAAACUGGCAGUUAAUCAGAAAGUUUUUUAAUUGCUAAUUAAAAAUAUACGUUAAUUUAGCAUGAA